AUGCUUAGAAACUCCACGCACAGAGGCAUGCAUCCAGGAGAGGAGGCGAGGAUGCGCGGCGGGAGUAGUGUGGCGCGAGAGAGGAGACACCUUGCCCUGCGCAUUAACAACCAGGAAGAAGGGAAGCGGUAUCAUCGCUACUGCAACCACAGUGGAGGGCAAACGGCUCCCAAGGUGGAGAGUCAUCCCCAGAAGAACGAAGUGGAGGCAGACAACAGGCCUAAUCGCCGCGGGCAACAGCAGCAGCAAUUGGAAAUCAAGGCUAUUGUUAUUCAGCGUGCCUGGCGUGCCAGCGUGUCGCGCCGUGGGUGCUGGCAGGAACAUGACAAGCACAGAAGCGACCAGAACGCCGAUGACACCAUUACGACCGCCGACCUUUUCCCGGAGCAGCUCAAGAGCCUCCAGAGUGGCUUCAAGAACUUUAGUAGUGGAGGCUUGCAGCUGCAGACUGAGGACCUGCUGGUGGACCAGGUUGACAACAUCAACAUGAACGUACCGCCCUUUGAGACCAAAGUCUUGAUCAUCCAGCGCGCCUGGCGUGAUUUCCUUCAGAGACAGGAAACAGACAAGAGGAGUCCCUCCCCAUCUUCUCUGUCAUCGUCAGAUAAGAUGAGCAUGUCCAUCAGUAUGGCCACCCUCUCCGAUGGCAGCACCCCGGAUUACCGGGAGGAUGGCAUGGACCUGGGGAGCGAUGCAUCCAGUCGCUCAAGCUCAGAGUCCAACUCCAAUAAGGUCACGCCUUGCUCCCCUUCUCCUGACCUGGCCACACUGGAUGACUACAAAUCAUCCCCUUCUCUGGACCUUGUCACCCUUGAGGACUAUGAGGAGGACGAGGACUACCAAGAGUACAAAAAAAAGGUGAUGGAGGAGUGGGAGAGUGAAUACGGAGAUGACUGCAGCUCUCCACCGGUCCCCAGUCAGGAGGAAUGUGUGAAUGGUGUCGAAGAGGCCGAUGAGGUUGGCGAGGGAUACAGGAAGAACAGCCGUGGCUUCGCCGAUGAAUUGCAGGAUGUGAAGAGUGUUCCGCCCCUCCCGGCCCCCAGCGGACGCACUGCUACAGCCGCCACAGUCCCUGAGGAACUUAAACAAAAUGGGAAUCUGAUUUUGCCUCGCAGCAACCCGCUUGUCUCCCUUGGUACACCACAGGGGGGACUCACAGGGACUCACAAGCCCAGGCACCACAGUUUUAGUCAGGGCAGGGGGAGCCGUAGCACUGGUGGGGGUGGCGAAGGUGGAGGAGGUGGGACUGUGGGACGGAUGGGGGGUUACAGAGAAGAGGAGGGUGUAGAAGAAGAAACUCUGCCCACCAUGGACUGGGCAGCCCUGGAGAGGCACCUGGCAGGGUUGCAGUGCCGAGAGCAGGAGAACCACAACCUCAAUUACAACCAGAACCACAACCUAGGCAAGACCAGCUACACCUCAGCCCAAAAGAAUGAAAGGGAGUCUAUUAGGCAGAAGUUGGCCCUGGGCAGUUUCUUCGAUGAUGGACCGGGCAUCUACACCAGCUGCAGCAAGAGCGGCAAGCCCAGCCUGUCGUCACGGCUGCAGAGCGGCAUGAACCUGCAGAUCUGCUUCGUCAACGAUAGCGGCAGCGACAAGGACAGCGAUGCGGAUGACAGCAAGACAGAGACCAGUCUGGACACGCCUCUGUCCCCAAUGUCCAAGCAGAGUUCGUCCUACUCGGACCGGGACACCACAGAGGAGGACUCCGAAUCUCUGGAGGACAUGGACUUCCUGAGUCGACAGAAGAAGCUGCAGGCGGAGGCCAAGCUGGCGCUGGCCAUGGCCAAGCCUAUGGCUAAGAUGCAAGUGGAAGUGGAGAAACAGAACCGUAAAAAGUCGCCCGUGGUCGAUCUGCUCCCACAUAUGCCUCACAUCAGUGAAUGUCUCAUGAAAAGAAGCCUGAAGCCUACCGACUUGAGAGACAUGACGCUGGGACAGCUCCAGGUUAUCGUCAACGAUCUCCACUCCCAGAUUGAGAGUCUGAAUGAGGAGUUAGUACAGCUGCUGGUGGUCCGAGAUGAGCUCCACAUGGAACAAGAUGCCAUGCUUGUUGACAUUGAGGACCUCACCAGGCAUGCUGAGAGCCAGCAGAAACAUUUGGCUGAGAAGACCCUGACCAAAUAA
Molecule: messenger RNA, 2127 nt
Organism: Nerophis lumbriciformis (worm pipefish)
Lineage: Eukaryota; Metazoa; Chordata; Actinopteri; Syngnathiformes; Syngnathidae
Source: RefSeq, a predicted model, not a curated record